GUGAUCCUGUACACCAACGGUACCCUGCUAAUCACCCAGGUGAAGCCCAGAAACAUUGGCUCCUACAGGUGUGUGGGUAGAGGGCCCCGGGGCCCCGACAUCACGCUGGAGGCCUCCCUCCUCAUAGCAGGUACUACACUAACAUACACACACACGCAGACACACACACACACCUGAUUGAAUGGGUGGAAUGGAGGAUUUAUGGCAGUGUCGAAGCAGCAGCUAUUCUUUCUGGGAUCCACACAAAAACAUAAAACACAACAAGUAUCAAAACACUGAUACACUGAUAGAAUCUAAUCAAAUGUUCUAUUUGGCACAUGCUUCGGAAACAACAGGUGUAGACUAACAGUGAAAUGCUUACUUACGGGUCCUUUUCCAACAAUGCAGAUUUAAAGAUAAUUUUUGUUUUGUUAUAAUGACACGAGGAAAAAUAUGCAGUUAAUAAUGAAUAACAAAAAACGUGUAAAAAUUACAUGGCUACAGUGCCUUUUCAGAAAGUAUUCAUACCCCUUGACUUAUUCCACAUUUUGUUGUGUUACAGCCUGAAUAAAAAAAAAAAAAAAAAAAAUUUAACUGCUCACCCAUCUACACACAAUAACCCAUAAUGACAAAGUGAAAACAUGUUUUUAAAAAUGUUUGCAAAUGUAUUGAAAAUGAAAUACAGAAAUAUUUCAUUUACAUAAGUUUUCACACCCCUUUGUAGAAGCACCUUUGGCAGCGAUUACAGCUGUGAGUCUUUCUGGGUAAGUCUCUAAGAGCUUUCCACACCUGGAUUGUGCAACAUUUGCCCAUUUUAUUUUUCAAAGUUCUUCAAGCUCUGUCAAAUUUGUUGUUGAUCAUUGCUAGACAAACAUUGUCAGGUCUUGCCAUAGAUUUUCAAGUAUAUUUAAGUCAAAACUGUAACUCGGCCACUCAGGAACAUUCACUGUCAUCUUGGUAAGCAACUCCAGUAUAGAUUUGGCCUUGUGUUUUAGGUUAUUGUCCUGCUGAAAGGUGAAUUCAUCUCCCAGUGUCUGGUGGAAAGCAGACUGAACCAGGUUUUCCUCUAGGAUUUUGCCUGUGCUUAGCUCCAUUCCGUUUCUUUUUUAUCCUGAAAACCUCCCCAGUCCUUAAUGAUUACAAGCAUACCCAUAACAUGAUGCAGCAACCACUAUACUUGAAAAUAUGGAGAGUGGGACUCAGUAAUGUGUUGUAUUGGAUUUGCCCCAAACAUAACACUUUGUAUUCACGCCAAAAAAGGAAUUGCUUUGCCACAUUUUUUGCAGUAUUACUUUAGUGCCUUGUUGCAAAGAGGAUGUAUGUUUUGGGAUAUUUGUAUUCUGUACAGGCUUCCUUCUUUACACUCUGUCAAUUAGGUAAGUGUUGUGGAGUAACUACAAUGUUGUUGAUCCAUCCACAGUUUUCUCCAAUCACAGCCAUUAAACUCUGUAACUGUUUUGAAGUCACCAUUGGCCUCAUGGUGAAAUCCCUGACUGUUUUCCUUCCUCUCCGGCAACAAAGUUAAGAAGAAUGCCAGUAUCUUUGUAGUGACCAGGGGUGUAGUGCUGCCGGAGCACAGAGGAGCAGCGCUCCCUCACUUUUUUCAAUUUGAGAAUACAUGGUGCUGGUAAAACUAUUUCAGGAAAAUAAAUUCGGAUAAAUUCUAAAAUAAUUAUAUUUAAUUACCACGUUAAUAAACUCCACGGACCCUCUCUUGCGCAGUGGAACUCAGAACGAUAUGUGACCACUUGGUUACGGCGACACCGUUCUGCCGAGGACACCCAAACCAGAGUGGCCACCACCUCUUUUACAUAAUUGCGUGAUCUUGGUGCUGUCCAUUCAGAACCACGAAGAGUGCUCCAAUCGUUUAAAAUAACACUCAUCAUGAUCUGUUGCCUAUGCCUAAUAGUCCUACUCAUCACUUAUUAUUAGUAUUAUUACAAAUAGAAGAUUAUCACUUCUCACAAUGGUGUUCGUUUAGUAAAGUUAGAUCAAAGCUGAAUCAAUGUCUCGCAAGAUCACAUAACGAUUCAUUGAUAUUUUAUAUAACAGAACCAAAUAUAAUAGCAUAGCAUAGGAGGCCUAUAACAUUACUUUUACACCAAAAACACCUCCUCUUUUCUAAUGAGAUUUUAGGAUGGUUAGCUGAAGCUGAAUAGUCCCCAGAAAAUUAUAAUGCGCCAAAACUCAACAGAGCCCGCCACUAUUCAGGAUAUAUGCUUUGAUUGAAACAAAAUAUAAGAAAGGCUAAUCGUUUUUUAACAUCUGCUCUAAUACGUUCACGAAACAGUUAUUCAAUGAGAUGGAAAUGCAUCGGCUAUUCCCAUGAAACUGGUUGAGAUCAAUCAAAUGAUUGGCAUGCAGGUGCAGUUUCACCAGUAAAACUUGAAUCAUUAUCAUUCACGAGUGACAGUGAUGAUGGCCUAUUUUGAAAUGAGGUAUGCCUAACUUGGCGUUUGAGGGUAUCAUUGUUGAGUGGUCCCUGCAGCGUACCAUUGCAAAUAUGUGAUUGGAACAGUAGCAAUUAAACGUAUGAUGCAACAAACACGUUUAAACAGCAUUGUUGUCUGAAAAGCAUCUAAACAAUGUGUUGUACUGAUGGGAAAUAAAGGUCUUCCAACUUUAUUCCUCAAUUUCACCUUUUAUUGUAAAAGAUAAAUGCGAACUUCAUCAUUCAAGCAUAACAUGGAACACAUCCACAGCCAAACUCAUUCCAUAAACCAGUCUAAAUAACAGGUUGCGCUGACAAAAAACUAAACAUAAGUUAGCGACCUAACAGCUACACUUGUUUACAAUGUACCACAUCUCUGGUGAGCACAAGGGAGAAAUGUAAUAUUGUUUAGGAAAGAGAUGCGUGUAAGCUAAGCUAAUAGCAACUAAAUUCUUUAUGAUGGCAGCCAUGUUUUGUUUGUUUGACAAGAGAAAACUCCCUAAUCCCAGAAUGCCAUUCACUAUGAGACGCAAAUAAACAAAGUCAAAGUCAAAGAUGGCUAUGCCCAUUGCCCGAAAAAUAUUAACUUAGUUUGGCCACUUUUCAACAUAUUACAAAUCUUUGAUGUACUUGUUACAGUGUAUACAAGAACCGGAGCACAUGACUUGACAAUUCGUUUACAGUUUUUGACAAAUAAGAUACAAUUUGAUCCCCUCACAGAUCAUCACCUCAAAUACAAGCCUACUGCUUAGCCUAACUGUAGCGUGAAAGCUAAACAGGGUUGCCAGAUUUGGGUGAAACCAUUUUAGGGGGGUUUGUGGGUGGGUUCAUUUCAUUUGUGGGGGAUUUCAAGUCCAUGGGGGGUAGAAAUGGGGGACGGUAUCGUGGGGGGAUAUGAUGCAGGAAAUAUUACUAUGAUGGGGGACGUAUCAAUAAAUGGGGGGAAAACACAGAAGAAGUUUAUAAGCUAAACAAUAGUUACAAUCUAAGUCAGUCGAGUGAACCGUCCCUUCACCUCGUUUUGUUAUAACAUCUUUGGUCUCACAGACAUUUACAUGAAAACCAGAAUGCAUUGGAUGAUGUCAACAAACAUGGCGCCACACAUACAGUAGCUGGCAUUUCGCUUAGCAUUAGCUCAUCAUAAUCAGUACAACCUUCCAAAAAGUAUUUUACACACAUCAUAUGUGUCCAUUUCAAUCAUGAUUUGUCACCAGUACUUGAAAACAUGUGAAUAAAACAGUAAAUACAUUAUGCUCCAUACAUGCAUACUGUACAUACAUACACUACCGUUCAAAUGUCUGGGGUCACUUAGAAAUGUCCUUGUUUUCGAAAGAAAAGCAAAUUUUUUGUUCAUUAAAAUAACAUCAAAUUGAUCAGAAAUACAGUGUAGACAUUGUUAAUGUUGUAAAUGGCUAUUGUAGCUGGAAACGGCUGAUUUUUAAUGGAAUGUCUACAUAGGCGUACAGAGGCCUAUUAUCAGCAACCAUCAGUCCUGUGUUCCAUGAGGUAAUUUACAGUUAUUUUUUGCGCUCUCUUACCUAAAGAAAUAGCACUACGCCACUGGUAGUGACUGGGUACAGUGGGGGAAAAAAGUAUUUAGUCAGCCACCAAUGGUGCAAGUUCUCCCACUUAAAAAGAUGAGAGAGGCCUGUAAUUUUCAUCAUAGGUACACGUCAACUAUGACAGACAAAAUGAGAAAAAAGAAUCCAGAAAAUCACAUUGUAGGAUUUGUUAUGAAUUUUUUUGCAAAUUAUGGUGGAAAAUAAGUAUUUGGUCAAUAACAAAAGUUUCUCAAUACUUUGUUAUAUACCCUUUGUUUGCAAUGACACAGGUCAAACGUUUUCUGUAAGUCUUCACAAGGUUUUCACACACUGUUGCUGGUAUUUUGGCCCAUUCCUCCAUGCAGAUCUUCUCUAGAGCAGUGAUGUUUUGGGGCUGUCGCUGGGCAACACGGACUUUCAACUCCCUCCAAAGAUUUUCUAUGGGGUUGAGAUCUGGAGACUGGCUAGGCCACUCCAGGACCUUGAAAUGCUUCUUACGAAGCCACUCCUUCGUUGCCCGGGCGGUGUGUUUGGGAUCAUUGUUAUGCUGAAAGACCCAGCCACGUUUCAUCUUCAAUGCCCUUGCUGAUGGAAGGAGGUUUUCACUCAAAAUCUCACGAUACAUGGCCCCAUUCAUUCUUUCCUUUACACGGAUCAGUCGUCCUGGUCCCUUUGCAGAAAAACAGCCCCAAAGCAUGAUGUUUCCACCCCCAUGCUUCACAGUAGGUAUGGUGUUCUUUGGAUGCAACUCACCAUUCUUUGUCCUCCAAACACGACGAGUUGAGUUUUUACCAAAAAGUUAUAUUUUGGUUUCAUCUGACCAUAUGACAUUCUCCCAAUCCUCUUCUGGAUCAUCCAAAUGAACUCUAGCAAACUUCAGACUGGCCUGGACAUGUACUGGCUUAAGCAGGGGGACACAUCUGGCACUGCAGGAUUUGAGUCCCUGGCGGCAUAGUGUGUUACUGAUGGUAGGCUUUGUUACUUUGGUCCCAGCUCUCUGCAGGUCAUUCACUAGGUCCCCCCGUGUGGUUCUGGGAUUUUUGCUCACCGUUCUUGUGAUCAUUUUGACCCCACGGGGUGAGAUCUUGCGUGGAGCCCCAGAUCGAGGGAGAUUAUCAUGUAUGUCUUCCAUUUCCUAAUAAUUGCUCCCACAGUUGAUUUCUUCAAACCAAGCUGCUUACCUAUUGCAGAUUCAGUCUUCCCAGCCUGGUGCAGGUCUACAAUUUUGUUUCUGGUGUCCUUUGACAGCUCUUUGGUCUUGGCCAUAGUGGAGUUUGGAGUGUGACUGUUUGAGGUUGUGGACAGGUGUCUUUUAUACUGAUAACAAGUUCAAACAGGUGCCAUUAAUACAGGUAACGAGUGGAGGACAGAGGAGCCUCCUAAAGAAGAAGUUACAGGUCUGUGAGAGCCAGAAAUCUUGCUUGUUUGUAGGUGACCAAAUACUUAUUUUCCACCAUAAUUUGCAAAUAAAUUCAUUAAAAAUCCUACAAUGUGAUUUUCUGGAUUUUUUUUCCUCAAUUUGUCUGUCAUAGUUGACGUGUACCUAUGAUGAAAAUUACAGGCCUCUCUCAUCUUUUUAAGUGGGAGAACUUGCACAAUUGGUGGCUGACUAAAUACUUUUUUUCCCCACUGUAUAUUGAUACACCAUCCAAAGUGUAAUUAAUGACUUCACCAUGUUCAAAGGGAUAUUCAAUGUCUACUUUUAUUUUAUGUAUUUUUACCAAUAGGUGCCAUUCUUUGCGAGGCAUUGGAAAACCUCCCUGUUCUUUGUGGUUGAAUCUAUGUUUGAAAUUCACUGCUCUACUGAGGGACCUUACAGAUAAUUGUAUGUGUGGGGUACAGAGAUGAGGUAGUCAUUAAAAAAAUCAUGUUAAACACUAUUAUUGCACACAGAGUGAGUGCAUGCAACUUAUUAUGUGACUUGUUAAGCACAUUUGUACUCCUGAAUUUAUUUGGACUUGCCAUAUCAAAGGGGUUAAAUACUUAUUGACUCAAGACAUCCCCCCUCCCCAUUUUAAUGAGUGAAUGAUUUUUUUAUAUUUUUGUUUUUUACAUCAUUUUACCCCUCACUCAGCAACUUCACUCCUACUCAUCUCCAGUUCCACAUUCCAACACUCCCUCAGCCCAUCCCACCUAUCUCUGCUGGCCACCCUCUUCGGAUUUCUACGCACCAUAUACCUUUCAACCAUGAUGUAAUGUCUAAUAUACAAUUUGAAUCUAUCUAAUCGAAUAGAAUCCACCAACUGCGAGUUGAAGAUAAAUACUUUUGCUAAGAGUAUUAAUAUAUUACCGAUUGACUGACCAGGUCUCUCCAAAUCUCCCAACAAUGCUAUUUCUAGGGUUAAUUUUAGAUACAUUUUAUGCAUUUUCAGCCAUUCCUGAACCUGAGACCAGAAGCAGGCUACCUGAGGGUAAUACCAAAACAAAUGGUCUAUUCUGUAUCCUCGAAUCAAAAUCUCCAGAGCUGUGAUUGUUGUAUGCCCCAAAUAUUCAACAUUUUGUUUGUGGCUGUACAAUAAUUUCUGCUGAAAAGCAUGAAGUGUUGAAUCUUGCAUCAUUUUAUACAUCAGCUCAUACACCCUAUGCCAUGUAAAAAAUCUCUUCCCAGCUAUUUUGCAAUCUGUAUGGCGCAGCUGUCAACAUCCUGGUCCUCAAAUGAAACUGGUAUACUUUCCUAUUUAUGCUACUUUUAUUUCUCCACCAGGUUUUAUCCUUUAUAUUGGGCAGACAGACCAGUUCCCUGCCUCCUCCUACUGCCACUUGCCACCUCCAUUUUUGGGGUAGUGCUAUAAUCAAUUAGUUGUAAUCUUGGAUUGAGCAGACCUUUCCAUACAGUUCCGAUAGCUCCAUGUAAGACAUAACUGUACCAUUCCAAUUUACAAUAUCAUUUAAAAACUAAAUACCCUUCUCAAACAUAUUUUCCAUAAAUACAGGUAUUUUAUCAACCAGUACAUUUAAGUUCAACCAUCAUAUUUGUUCUGUCUUUUCCGGGGGAUGAAAUUGAAAUUAUAACCAGCUCUGUAUCGCCUGUUUGAGAAAGAGCGAUACUUUGAACAAGGUUUCAUUUUCAAUUAACAGUAAUUGUCGUCUGAUACUGACUUCAACUCCUUAUUUAGAAUUUCAGUUAGCUCACUGGCUUUCGGUGCUGACAUGCAGAGUGUGGAAUCAUCUGCAUACAUUCUAGCUUUGUGUAAGACCAGUGGCAAAUAAUUUGUAAAAAUAGAGAACAUUUACGGCCAAAGGCAACUACCCUGAGGGACAGGGCAUGUUAGAGAAGCUUCCAUUGAGUUCUAUGUACUUCCUCUCAGUACCUCCUCUGGGUUAUAUUGGAUGAAUAAUUAUCCAACCAUGUGCUGGCAGGUGAUAUAAAGCCAUAUCAAGGGAGUUUUUUCAUAUAACAAUUUAUGAUCAAUAACAUCAAAGGUUGCACUGAAAUCUAACAAUACGGCUCCAACUAUCAUCUUAUGAUCCAUUUCUUUUAACCAAUCAUCCGUCAUCUGAGCCAGUGCAGUUGAGUCUUUAUAUGCAUGCUGAAAGUCCGUUGUUAGCUUGUUCUCUGAAAAAUAGCAUUGUAUUUUGUCAAACACAAUUCUCUUAAUCAGUUUACUAAGAACUGGCAGCAAACUGAUUGGGCGGCUGUUAGAGCCAGCAAAGGGUGCUUUACUAUUUUUAGGCAGUGAACUUACUUUAGCUUCCUUCCAUGCCUGUGGACACACACUCCUUUAGACUUGGUUAAAAUAUACAGUAUAUCAAAUAGGGGUGGCAAUACAGUCUGCUACCGUUCUCAAUAGUUUCCCAUCAAGGUUGUCUAUACCUGGUGGCUUAUCAUUGUUGAUGGGUAACACUAGUUUUUCCAUCUCUCUCACACUAACUUGACCAAAUUCAAAACAGCAAUCCGUCUCUUUCAUUAUUAGAUGUUUUAUACAAGAAUAUGAUGGUUCACUGUUCAGUGUUGUCAUUUCACAUCUGAGUUUUUCCACUUUACUAGUGAAAUAGUCAUUUAAAUUAUUUGCAAUAUAGAAAGGUUUGGUUAUAAAUUACCCAUCAACUUCAAUGAACGAUGGCUAUGAAUUGGGUUUUCUGACCAUGAUAUCAUUUAAGGUACUCCAAAGUCUUUUCCCAUUGUGUUUUAUGUCAUUUAUCUUGGUUUGGUACACAUUUUUUUCUAUUUUUAUUUUAUUUUAGUCACAACAUUUCUCAACUCACAGUAUGUCAACCAAUCAGCUGAGCAGCCUGACUUGUUUGCCAACUCUGCAUAAUUUUUUUAAACCAUAAAAUUGUUCAAUUCAUCAUCAAUCCAGGGGGGUCUAACAGUACCUCACAGUUAGUUUCUUAACAGGUGCAUGUUGUCAACAUUUGGCAUUAAUCAUUUUACAAAUACUUCCAGUGCUGCAUCUGGAUUCACGUCCUCAUACACAUCAGUCCAACAUAAAUGUUUUACAUCUUCAACAAAAGAGUCCUGAGAAAACAUUUUGUAGGAUUUUUUAAAUAAAUUACUUUAGGGACAACCUUUCCUUGUUAUUGCCACAAUGUUAUGGUCACUACAGCCAAUGGGAACUGAUAUUGCUUUGGUGCAAAGCUCUGCAGCAUUUGUGAAGAUAUGAUCAAUACAAGUGGAUGUCACAGAUCCAACACUAUUGGUAUGCAUUCUAGUUGGUUGAGUGAUAACCUGGGUCAUAUUACAGGCCUUAGUCACAGUUAGAAGCUUCCUCUUGAGAGGACAGCUUGUUCCUAACCAGUCAAUGCUCAGGUCAUCCAGAAAAUAAACCUCUCUGUUAACAUCACACACAUUAUGAAGCAUUGCACACAUAUUAUCAAAAUACUGACUGCUAGCACUUGGUGGCCUAUAGCGGCACCCCAAAAGAAGAGGCUUUAGAUGAUGCAGGUGACCUUGCAAUCACAACACUUCAACAACAUUUGACAUGAGAUCCUCUCUAAGCUUUACAGGAAUAUGGCUCUGAACAUAUACAGCAACACCUCCCCCAUAGGCAUUCCUGUCUUUUCUGUAGAUUUGAGGGCCUUGUAUUGCUACUGCUGUAACAUCAAAUUAUCUUAGUGAGUUUCAGAGAUGGCCAGUAUAUGAAUGUUAUUGGUUUCAUGAACCUUAUGUCUAAGGCUACAUAUAUUCAUAUGGGCUACCUUUCAUGUGUAGCUUAUCGUAGAUAGACAUAAUAUGGAGAAGAACAUAAAAGAAAAAUACAAACAUUGUUUGGCUAAUAGAGUCGGUCAAUCAGGCACUUGUGAGUGUCAGUUGGUGUUUGUGUUUGUGUGUGCUUGUGAUGUUGGGCUGAAGCUACUGACCCGAAAGCUUGGCUCUCUCACUCCUCCCAGGCUUUUGGGAGGGAGGGUAGACAAUGAGCUUGUCAUAGCGGAUGUAAGCAUGUCCCCACGCUCUUUGGCAGCUUUCAUAUGGAUUUUAGUAAUUGUGUGUAAACAUACAUUUCACUGGAGAUACAUCUAUUAAGCAAGUAAUGUGGGUUGUGUUCAUUAGGGCACACAAUGGAAAAAGGUUUUAAACACAACGGAAAAUGAAAAUUUCUGAUUGGACAAGUCCAGGUAGUAGUACCUCCCUGUUUCAGGCCCUUUUCUUCCGUUUUGUGCCUAAUGAACAUGACCCAGGUAAUGUUUGUUUUCUGAUGAUGGAUCAAGUGUCACACCCCUCCCAAUCCCUAGUGUACCUCGGUUACUGUAGCCCCCAGGACUUGGCCUGGGUCCUAAUUGGGUCCCAUACAGGGGCCUCUGCAGUCUUCACCCAGUGAACCACAGCUCCAUUUACAUACCUUAAUCCACCUAAUCUGGUGCUGAUCCCUUAAGGCAUUAAACUGGAAUUGUGUCACACCGACCCGGGUUCAGCGUUUUUGGGACAAGUUUAAACAGUCACUCUGUUUAAACACACACACACACACACAGGCAUGGACAGACGCACACAGGCACAUGCACACACACACACAAACACACACACACACACACUCCCUUUCAUCUGCUGAAGAAUGUGGUGCGUUUUUUCCAUUUUAUAUAGUCCCCCCCUUUCUUUCUUUCUUUCUUUCUUUCUUUCUUUCUUUCUUUCUUUCUUUCUUUCUUUCUUUCUUUCUUUCUUUCUUUCUUUCUUUCUUUCUUUCUUUCUUUCUUUCUUUCUUUCUUUCUUUCUUUCUUUCUUUCUUUCUUUCUUUCUUUCUUUCUUUCUUUCUUUCUUUCUUUCUCUCUCUGUCUCUCUCUUUCUCUGUGUGUCUCUAUCUCUCUCUCUCUCUCUCUCUCUCUCUCUCUCUCUCUCACUUCUUCACUUCUUCACUUAGGGGCAGAUAUCUCCUGUGAUAAUCUCAUUCCCUUAUUGACAUACGCCCCACAGAGACCAGGCGGUGUGCUGCUUCCUGCUCUCCUCUUCUCAUCUCCUCCCUCAAAAGCUAUUUCCUCCCCUGCUUCCUUCCUCCCUCCCGCCUUCCAGCUGUUUCAGACUCGGCCAUACACACACACACACAUUUACAUUUACAUCAUUUAGCAGACGCUCUUAUCCAGAGCGACUUACACCCACACACAUACAUACACACUGACACUGUCAUGUAUGGCUUUGUUAGAAAAGAGAAUGUGGGCUGAUUUGAAUAGAGUAGUUAGUGGGAGACAUUGGGUGGCAUGUGGCAAGUCGACAGCUGGUGAGGAAUGACCUAAAUUGCCUCAAUGAAUAUCAAAUGGAUUUGAGUAAUUGUGUGUAAAAAUACAUGUCACUGGAGAUGAAACAUUUUAAAAAUGCAACGGAAAAACAAACAUUUAAGGUUCUGAUUGGAACAGUCCAGGUAGUAGUACCUCCCUGUUUCAGUCCAUUUUCUGUACCUCUGUUACUGUAGCCCCCAAGACUUGGCCUGGGCCCUAACUGGGCCCCAUACAGGGGUCUCUGCAGUCUUAACCCAGUGAACCACAGCCCCAUUUAAAUACCUUAAUUCACCUAAUCUGGUGCUGAUCCCUUAAAGCAGUUGUUCCCAAACUGUGGGGCAGGCAGGGAGGGGCUCAGUCCGGCUUUCAAUUUACUCUUGAAAGUUGUAAUAGUAGAAUGCACAAGGUGCAAUUUUGAAAUUGGGUAGUGCAUCAUCAGUUUUCCUCUUGUCAUGUCAGUCAUUGCAUACCUUAGAGAGCUAUUUAUAACUUGUCAGAAAUGUCCAGAUCAGCCCAUGUCAGCUAGUUUUUUUUGCCCAUAGAUUUUGUUGUAAUGUUUGAUACACAUUAGACAUGGCAAAAUGUAUAUAAUUGCAAGAAAAUUAGCUUUAAAACUGCAUAGAAAUAGAUGUUCCCCAAUGCCUGAGUGAAAAGGUUUGGGAACCCCUGCCUUAAGGCAUUCAACUGGAAUUGUGUCACACCGACCCGGGUUCAGCGUUUUUGGGACAAGUUUAACCCUUUACACUCGUACGCGUAUACCGGUUGAAAAUGGCCGAUUUGGGCACUAAUAAGCUCCUAAAUUGGAACGCAGUGGCUGUACAGUAACAUGCUAUACAUAACGUCAGAGCUCAGGCUCUGUGCUUCACAGCCGUUCUGAACUUGAGCACCGCAUGAAGAUGCCCCCAUCCCUCCCGGUAAUUGUACAACUUUUGCAAAUGUUUUGUUGUCUGAGUGAGGGAAAUGCUGUAAAUUAGGAGGACUUGAUGUAUUUUGAAAUAUGAGACGUUGAGGAUUAUAAUAAAUACCGCUUUGAUGUCGUACAAACAAGCCAAACACCCAUGAGUCCAAAUGUGCAGUUCACGUUUUUCAAAUCAUAAAACUCAUGUCAUAUACAGUGUCAAUGUUUAUGAUCACUAUGUUUGAUGUACAGUUACAAGAUGACAUGGAGUCAUACCCUGGGUUGUUCUGAACAGAAUGAGCUUAUGUUUGUUUGUUGUGAAGACAAUUAUCAGUUUCUCUGAAUUGCCUUGUGAAAGCCUAACACUGUAAGAUCGUAUUUUAUAACUUAGCUGGUCUUGUUGGCAAAAGAACAAGCUUUGAAGUCAUGCCCACCUGACCCAGAUUGUGAUUUAUAAUGGACUGUUUUUGGAUUGUGUAAAGAACAACAGUAACUGUGUGAUGGUGGGGACGCAGGGUUGUGUUCCAAAUAAAACAACUACAAGUGUGUUUGCUCUAGUACCUCAACGGCACAGCUAGGAGAGCUAAAGAAAAGUUCCUUAUAGUUGAAGACUCUUCUUUGAGUCAUAAAAGUGCAUUGAAAUUACUUAGGAACUGUGCAUACUUUGGAGAGGUGUGUGGCCACUUGGAGACACCAGUUAGUCCUCUCACUCAAACCCUUGUCAUUUUGUUGUCUUAUGUUGCACCUACCCCACAUUUUCCAGGAAUAGUCUUAUCAUGUUACUACUGAAUGUAUUUUCAGAUUUUGUUAUAAACAAAUGUGGCGAAAAGUACAGUCAAUGUAAAAUGCACAUAAAAUCAACAGUGUAAUGUUUGGACUAAUAAUUUCCCCAAUUAUCUCAUAACUGUUCCCAUCUCAAUUGCUACCAUGGUUAUGCAUUUCAUAUUUCUUCUGUAAGAAACAUUUCAAUUGAACCCUAUCCAUAGAGGCCAAUUCCAACACGUGUAAAAGGUUAAACAGUCACUCAGCGUCAGCCCCACACACACACACACACACACACACACACACACACGGACAGACACACAGAGGCACGCACGCACACACACAGCUCCCUUUCAUCUGCUGAAGAAUGUGGUGCGUUUUUCCCUCUUAACUCUAAUGACUUUAUUUCAAAUGGCACCCUAUUACCUAUAUAGUGCCCUACCUUUGACAAAGGCCCAUAGGGCUCUGGUCAAAAGUAAUGCACUAGGUAGGGAAUAGUGUGUAAUUUGGGACUCUACUUAUGUUAACCUGGUAAGGAUCAGGAUCAAACUGUUGACCUGCUUUGAGAGGCAUGUUGGGCAAUACGCUGUAGUAGCUCACAGUAGUAGUGAAAGAAAGAAAGGCAGUCUUAUGAGUCUUAGCUGUAGAGCUCCUGAUCAAAUUCCACUUACUGUAUACAGACCUGCCUGCCAGUUUCUAUAUAACUCACCCACCCCACAGAAGCCUGGGCUAAGAUCCCAUUCCCAUGGCCUUAAAGUAAAAGAGCAAACUAUAUAGUCAGACAUACACAGACCUGGGAUCAAAUACUAUUCUAAAUCAUUUCAAAUCCUUUAGCUGGGCUUGAUUGAGCUUGCCUGGUGCAAUGCAACCAGUAGGAUAGUAGAAAAAAUGCAGACCACACCCAUCUGGCAGUCCAGGCAGUCUAAAGCAAACGCUCAAAGUAUAUGAACGAUUUCAAGUAGUAUUUGAAUACAAUUCAGGAUUUGUCCUCUAAUUGCUGUUCCCUUGCUAUACAGUGCGUUCGGAAAAUAUUCAGACCCCUUGACUUUUUCCACAUUUUGUUACGUUACAGCCUUAUUCUAAAAUGGAUUAAAUCUGUUUUUUUUUCUCGCAAAUCUACACACACUACCCCAUAAUGACAAAGCAAAAACCGUUUUUUAUGAAUUUGUGCUAAUUUAUAAAAAUAAAAAACAGAAAUAUAACAUUUACGUAAGUAUUCAGACACUAUACUCAGUACUUUGUUGAAGCACCUUUGGCAGCGAUUACAGUCUUCUUGGGUAUGACGCUACAAGCUUGGCACACCUGUAUUUGGGGAGUUUCUCACAUUCUUCUCUGCAGAUCCUCUCAAGCUCUGUCAGGUUGGAUGGGGAGCGUCGCUGCACAGCUAUUUUCAGGUCUCUCCAGAGAUGUUCGAUCGGGUUCAAGUCCGGGCUCUGGCUGGGCCACUCAAGGACAUUCAGAGACUUGUCCUGAAGCCACUCCUGCAUUGUCUUGACUGUGUGCAUAGGGUGGUUGUCCUGUUGGAAGGUGAACCUUCACCCCAGUCUGAGGUCCUGAGCGCUCUAGAGCAGGUUUUCAUCAAGGAUCUCUCUGUACUUUGCUCUGUUAAUCUUUCCCUCGAUCCUGACUAGACACCCAUUCCCUGCCACUGAAAAACAUCCCCACAGCAUGAUGCUGCCACCACCAUGCUUCACCGUAGGGAUGGUGCCAGGUUUCCUCCAGACGUGACGCUUGGCAUUCAGGCCAAAGAGUUCAAUCUUGGUUUCAUCAGACCAGAGAAUCUUGUUUCUCAUGGUCUUAGAGUCAUUUAGGUGCCUUUUGGCAAACUCAGAGCGGGCUGUCAUGUGCCUUUUACUGAGGAGUGGCUUCCUUUUGGCCACUCUACCAUAAAGGCCUGAUUGGUGGAGUGCUGCAGAGAUGGUUGUCCUUCUGGAACGUUCUCCCAUCUCCACAGAGUAACUCUGUAGCUCUGUCAGAGUGACCAUCGGGUUCUUGGUCACCUCCCUGACCAAGGCCUUUCUCCCCCGAUUGCCAGGCGGCCAGCUCUAGGAAGAGUCGUGGAGGUUCCAAACUUCUUCCAUUUAAGAAUGAUGGAGGCCACUGUAUUUUUGGGGACCUUCAAUGCUGCAGAAAUGUUUGGGUACUCUUCCCAAUAUCUGUGCCUCGACACAAUCCUGUCUCAGAUCUCUACGGACAAUUCCUUCGACCUCAUGGCUUGGUUUUUGCUUUGACAUGCACUGUCAACUGUGGGACCUUAUAUAGACAGGUGUGUACCUUUCCAAAUCAUGUCCAAUCAAUUGAAAUUACCACAGGUGGACUCCAGUCAAGUUGUAGAAACAUCUCAAGGAUGAUAAAUGGAAACAGGAUGCACCUGAGCUCAGUUUCGAGUCUCAUAGCAAAGGGUCUCAAUACUUAUGUAAAUAAGGUAUUUCAGUUUUUUAUUUUUAAUACAUUUGCUAAAAUUUCUAAAAACCUGUUUUCACUUUGUCAUUAUGGGGUAUUGUGUGUAGAUUGAUGAGGGAAAAAAAUUAUGUAAUCCAUUUUAGAAUAAUGCUGUAAAGUCAUGGGGUCUGAAUAGCAUUUCAGACUGAAGACAAGUAUGCUAAUGCCUUUGAAAUUCAAAUUAGAAAAAUGCUUCAUUGGCAUGAAACAAAUUUGGAUUAUUAUCUCCUGAGACUAGUUUAAAUGGAAAUCAAUUUGAGCAUUAAAAUAAUGGCUCACACUCACACUCUCUCUCUCUCUCUCUCUCUCUCUCUCUCUCUCUCUCUGUCUCUCUCUCUCUCUCUCUCUCUCUCUCUCUCUCUCUCUCUCUUUCCCUCUCUCCCUAUUACAGAGAUUGAGGAUAUGUCCCCCAGUCAGUCCCGGGUCUUCACAGCAGACACCAUGCAGCGUGUGUCCUGUCGGGCCCCGCAUGGAAAGCCCCUGCCUGAGGUGUGGUGGGAGCGGGAAGGGGUGCGUGUCCCCACGGAGGGCCGGGUGUACCAGGAGGGCAGUGAGCUGGUUUUCAGCCCCACCGAGCAGGGCGACUCAGGCUCCUACACCUGCGUGGCCCAAAACAAGGCAGGCCGCAAGACCCAGGAGCUGACCUUCACAGUGGCCAGUGAGUCAGGCCACCGUCUUCUGACCUAUUACAUCAUGGCUAGGGCAGGAGUGUGUCCUGACCAUGCAAAACUCUGGUCCCUAUUAUAGGGUUGUACUUUAGUCAUGACUGGUCCAUUCUGUUCCAAAGCAAGGGGUCAAUUUGGGAUUCAGCAUGAUUGACACUGGCUUCUACUACACUAAUCAUUCUUAAUUUGUGUAUGUGAUUCAGCUGCCCCAGUGUGGGUAACCAAGCCCCAGGACAGCUACCUGGAGGAGGGACGACCAGGCUACCUCCACUGCCACGCUCAGGCUACCCCUGAGCCUGAGGUCACCUGGCUCCGAAACAACAUUAUGGUCAUGCCUGAGGUCAGUAUCGCUCUGUCUCUCUCUCUCUUUCUCUUUCUAUCACACACAGAUGCAGGCGUGCACACACACACACACAUACAAACACUGUAUCUAGGCCAUUCCUCUCCAUUCUCUUACCCUUCUCCCUCUCUUCUCUAUCAGGACUCACGCUUUACCGUGUUCCCCAACGGUACUCUGCGCAUCAAUAAUGUGGAGGUGUAUGAUGGUCAGAUGUAUGCCUGUGAGAGCAGGACAGAGGGAGGCAGGCUGUCUGGACACGCCAGAGUCUAUGUACUGGGUGAGCUGAAACUACAUGGUGUGUGUGUGAGUGUGUGUGUGUGUGUGUGUGUGUGUGUGUGUGUGUGCGUACGCGUGCGCACGCGUGCGCAUGGGAGACAGCGUGUGUGUGAUGUGAUCAGCCAGUUUAAGUUUAACCUUAGAUUUCCCUCUGGUGCUGCAGUUCUAGAGUUGUUAACAUGGAUUAUCUAAUUCCUGACUUGCUUUGUCUACCUUGUCUUUGUUUUGGUGAUGUAAGAUCCUGAUACCCUUGUGAUUCUUAAUUCAGCCAUGUGAAUGUUUGUGCUUGCAUCUGCAUGUUCUUAAACGUGUCUGAACAUGCUGUAAAUAGCUUUGUAUAGUGUACCAUGGGGUGACCAGGCUACUCUCUCUUAGCUGUGUGUGUAAUGGUGUGUUUGACCUUUGACCUGUGUUCCAGAGAAACUGAAGUUCACCCCUACGCCCCAGCCGACCCAGUGCCUGGAACUGGACAAGGAGGUCAACAUCCAGUGCUCUGCCACAGGCAGAGAGACCCCCACCAUCAAAUGGACCAAAGCAGGUGAGUGCAGGGUGGUCCUACUCAGUGCUAGAGCACAAUAUCCUAGAUGCCAUUUCCUGCCAUUGUGCCCUUGAGCAAGGCACUUAACCCUUAAACUGCUCCAGGGGCGCAGCACUGAGACUGGCCCCGUGUUCCAACCUCUCUGUGGGUGUGUAUAGGUGUGUUUAGAGGGGUUGGGAUAAAGCCAUUGUCACAGGUCACAGAAAUAAAAAAGACAAGUCUCUGUCCUGUGACAAUAGACAAUAAAAUCUUCUUAUAACAUCAGGUUAUGGAUUAUGUUAGAAAACAUAAUCAUUACAGAAGGAAUGCAUUGUAGAUAGAAUCUGAUGAAUGAAAUGUGAAGACAAGAUUACAUAUGAUAAUUUCCCCUCAUUUGCAAUUGCCUAUGUUAGAGGAGAUUACUUCAUCCAUUUAAGGUUGGGCAAUGUCAAACUUUGUCCUAUUGUGAUUAUGUACCCAUAAAACAUUGUGAUAUACGUACGAUGCUAUCGCCCCUAUUGGUUAUAGGCCUACAUUAUGGGCUGCAUAGAAGCAGUCUACCGUCUUUAGAACCUGAUAAUAAUUGCUUUAUUUGCCUCAUAAAAUAAUAGAAAAAUAAAUCAUAUUGUUUGUUCUAUCUCUCGUAAAGCUGUGAUUGAGAAUAGCCUAUGCCAAGGCUUAGGCUAUAGACAUUCAUUCGUGUUAUUGUUGAAAGCCACAACAACUUCAUAGGCUAGAAUAUUUGGGAAAUAAGAUACUGCCCUACAAAGGCAAAACGGAGUAACUACGAAUUUGGUCAAAAAUCUUUGAUCUGUUGGAAUGGCCAGGUAUAUUAUCUGAUGAAUGUGGUAUUUAGUUUCCUGACACAAGAACAAGCCAGUUGAUCAGAAUAUAUCAUGGAGUAUCAGAAAUUGCUGUCUGUCUAGACAGAAAAAUACUUUGAAAGUCAGAUUUUGCAGUAAAACACGUUAUGUAAUUUGACUUUAACUUGUAUGAUAGGCCUAGAAGAAGCAUAGGUUAUAGGCCAUUUGGUUUUCUACCUGUCAUGUGAGGAUUUUCCCUCUCUCUCAUUAGUAGUCAUCUAGCUACCUUUUUAGGCUUUCAAAUCACUUUUUGAGAUGGAACUCCGUUACAUUCAUUGUUUGAUUGGGAUGCGUAAAACGAUGAAGCGUAGCCUUCAGUCAUAUUCAUAGCCUAUCGAAUGGAGAGAGAAAGGAAUAUUGGCUAUGUUUUUUAAAACAGAUAGACAGAAGUGAAGGAGUGUCGAUUAUUUAAAAAAUAUAUACGUUUAUGCUAUAGCCUAAUGCCCAUGAAUCCGACAGAGAGAGAGAAAUAAUAUUUUAUGACUGGACAUUUUUGCGCUGCUUUGGUGGAAUUCUCCGCUCUGUCUGGCCUACAUUACCCUCUGGCGUUCUGUAGGCUAUGUAACAUAUCUAUUGAAAUAGGCUAUAGCAAAUAGGAAUAGGGAAAUUUGUUGGAAUGUCACUUGUGUACUGCCUUGCUGUACGCUGCGAGUCUCCGUAUUUUACUGUGCAGCUCCAGUAUAGUUCAAAUAGGCUAAACCAUCGUCUUUCACAUCAAUUAGUCGUCACCAUCGACGAUGGCUGUCAAUCAUUGUCGAUAGACGAUGCUAUCGUAAUAUCGCCCAACCCCUACAUCCAUUACACUCAUAACCUUUUCACACUACUGAGCCGAGCUGUACUGCGCUGGCCUGGUUACACAUCCACCACAGUUGCACUGGAAAGGACCAUGUGAAAGGAACAUAUCCGAGCCAGCCAAGUACAGUUUGGGACAGCACCAUAGUGGGAAAAGGGUAUCACAGUACUGUAGUUUCUCAGCCCCCCGUUGAGCUCCUCUCUGACACUGUCGCCCCGUACAGACGGUGGAGAGCUGCUUCCUCAUGUAGAGAUAAGGAAUAGCCAGCUCCACUUCACCAAAGUGACGCGCAGCGACGCAGGAAACUACACCUGUAUCGCCUCCAACAGCCUACAGGGGGAGAUCAGAGCCAUGGUCAGCCUCACUGUGGCAGGUAGGUGUGUGUGUGUGUGGGGUUUUUUGUGCGUGUGUGUACUUUUGUGUGUGUGCGUUUGAGUAUGUGUGCAUUUGAGUGUGUGUGUGUUUGAUGAACUGUAGUUCACUUUGUAUUUUCAUUUGCAAAAGCAAAAGAAACUGUGCACAGAAGUGUGUCUAGAGGAGAUCCAGGUGCUGGUUUUGGCUGGAGCAACUAGUUGAUGACUGACCUUGGCUUCAAUCAAUUUUAUUUAUUUAUAAAAGUCAUGCACCUUGCAAUGAAAAAUGUAAAAAGUCACGGACAUUCGUCUACUGGUGUGCGUUUUUUUACACUAGUUUUAGGUUUGUAUAAUCGUUACCGUCCUAAUCAUAAUGGCAAUCCUUUGAGAGUACUGUUUGUUUCUUGUCUUAGUUGAUGCACUGUUUAUAAUCAGCUUUCCAAUGACCAAUUAUCCAUGUGGUUGUGUAGUCUAUUUCAUUAAUUCAUGCAUUAGAAGGCCAUCUGGCUGCCAUGUAAUGAACUCCAUUAGGUGUUGAAGACACUUGUGGUUGACACAAAGAAAGCCCACCACAAUGUAGAGCUAGCUGUAUGAUAUGGACAAAAAUCCAUGUUGCGAUAAAUUGCCUGAAUUGAUGCGAUAAUGAUAAAUAGAACGAUAAGUUUAUAACAUUAAUGUGCACCACAGUUUUCUUUGAAAUUAUCCUUUAAACAACUACUACUACCAAUUUGAUGGUUGUAGACAUCAACUGUCCCAUUAAUAAUCACCCAUAUUAGCAAAAGUAUUUCAUUUUCUAACUUAACAUUUCUCUAGAAUAGGCUACUUAUCGUAAUGAACAAUAUCAGCAAAAUGACUGUGAUAAGUGAUCGGUAUGGUCGGUGUCGAUCAUUUUCGGUUUAUCGUCCCAGCUCUACCACAAUGUCACCACAGUGAAUCUGUAGGAAAUCAGUUUCCUGAACUAUGUUUGGCGAUGGAGUGUGGUAUAUUAACUGUGGUGUGUGUGUGUAGUGUAUAUCCGCUUUAAGCUGGAGCCAGAGUACACCACAGUCUACCAGGGCCACACAGCCGUCCUACACUGCCAGGCCACAGCAGACCCUGAGCCACACAUCCAGUGGAUGGUCAAGGAUAAGGUGCUGGACACCAGCAGGAGAAGGUAAGGCUUUACACACAGAGACAAUAAUAACACACACACAACAACGUUGUCUUUGUUAGUGGUGCUGGGAAUAAAAAAGCACUGGAUUGUAUUGACACCAGUUGUUACAUAACGUAUCUUUGUGUAUGUUUUGGAAAAUCAAUAAAAAAGUGUAAUGGAAAAAAAUUAGAUAGUCUUUAACUUGAAACAUCAACAAAUAAAGAUGCAGAGCUGAAAAUCAAAUCAAAUCAAAUUGUAUUUGCCACAUGCGCCGAAUACAACAGGUGUAGACCUUACAGUGAAAUGCUUACUUACAAGCCCUUAACCAACAAUGCAGUUUUAAGAAAAAAAAGUGUAACAGUAGGGAGGCUAUAUACACGGGGUACCGGUACAGAGUCAAUGUGCGGGGGCACCGGUUAGUCGAGGUAAUUGAGGUAAUAUGUACAUGUGGGUAGAGUUAAAGUGACUAUGCAUAGAUAAUAAACAGAGUAGCAGCAGCGUAAAAGAGGGGGUGGGGUGGGGUGGGGGGGGGGGACAAUGCAAAUAGUCCGGGUAGCCAUGAUUAGCUGUUCAGAAGUCUUAUGGCUUGGGGGUAGAAGUUGUUAAGAAGCCUUUUGGUCCGCUUUCCAUGCAGUAGCAGAGAGAACAGUCUAUGACUAGGGUGGCUGGAGUGUUUUACCAUUUUUAGGGCCUUCCUCUGACACCGCCUGGUAUAGAGGUCCUGGAUGGCAGGAAGCUUGGUCGAGCAGUUGCCAUACCAGGCGGUGAUGCAACCAGUCAGGAUGCGCUCAAUGAUGCAGCUGUAUAACUUUUUAAGGAUCUGAGGACCCAUGCCAAAUCUUUUCAGUCUCCUGAGGGGGAAUAGGCUUUGUCGUGCCCUCUGUUCACGACUGUCUUGGUGUGUUUGGACCAUGAUAGUUUGUUGGGGAUGUGGACACCAAGGAACUUGAAGCUCUAAACCUGUUCCACUACAGCCCCGUCGAUGAGAAUGGGGGCGUGCUCAGUCCACAAUCAUCUCCUUUGUCUUGAUCACGUUGAGGGAGAGGUUGUUAUCCUGGCACCACACGGCCAGGUCUCUGACCUCCUCCCUAUAUGCUGUCUCAUUGUUGUUGGUGAUCAGGCCUACCACUGUUGUGUCGUCAGCAAACUUAAUGAUGGUGUUUGAGUCGUGCCUGGCCAUGCAGUCAUGGGUGAACAGGAGGGGACUGAGCACGCACCCCUGAGGGGCCCCCGUGUUGAGGAUCAGCGUGGCAGAUGUGUUGUUACCUAUCCUUACCACCUGGGGGCAGCCCACCAGGAAGUCCAGGAUCCAGUUGCAGAUGGAUGUGUUUAGUCCCAGGGUCCUUAGCUUAGUGAUGAGCUUUGAUGGCACUAUGGUGUUGAACGCUGAGCUGUAGUCAAUGAAUAGCAUUCUCACGUAGGUGUUCCUCUUGUCCAGGUGGGAAAGGGCAGUGUGGAGUGCAAUAGAGAUUGCAUAAUCUGUGGAUCUGUUGGGGCAGUAUGCAAAUUUGAGUGGGUCUAGGGUUUCUGGGAUAAUGGUGUUGAUGUGAGCCAUGACCAGCCUUUCAAAGCACUUCAUGGCUACAGGGCCAGACUGAUUACAUCCUGGUAAUCCGUCUGGCCCUGCGGCAUUGUGAAUUUUGACCUGCUUAAAAGUCUUACUCACAUUGGCUACGGAGAGCGUGAUCACAUAGUCAUCCGGAACAGCUGAUGCUCUCAUGCAUGCUUCAGUGUUGCUUGCCUCAAAGCGAGCAUAGAAGUGAUUUAGCUCGUCUGGUAGGCUCGUGUCACUGGGCAGCUUGCGGCUGUGCUUUCCUUUGUAGUCUGUAAUAGUUUGCAAGCCCUGCCACAAUGUGAAAUGAUAGACAGUGCACACAGAGGCGACUCUUGGAUACUAUUUACAGUACAGACAGUCUGCAGGGUGUCAUGUAAAAAUCUUCCCAGUGUGAAAUAGUUCCCAAUUGUUCUGAUUGUGUUUUGAUUGUGACGUCAUGCUGUAAAAUUUCUCCCAGCGUGAAAAUGUACCCAGUUCAAUAAUUGCACGUGGAUCUCUUUAUGUGGAUGGCUGAGCUUGUGCAGUUGUGUCUCUCACACCCUCCCUUGACCUCAAAAAACUGUUCUGUGGGCACGCGCAUUUGCUUCACAGACCUGCCAAUCAAUGGUGGCCAGGAGUAUUGACACUGACCAAUCAGAAGCUUGUUGAGGCAUGUUGAGGUCAGCAAAUAAACACCCGGACUCACGCUGGGAAGAUUUUUACAUGACACAGGGAACUGGACAAUCAUUUUCCAUGAUAGCUUUCAGGAAUCAAUCAGUAACAGACAUUGAAGGAGUCACUUGAUGUCAAAUAAAUAAUCAAAUCAAAUUGUAUUAGUCACAUGCUUCAUAAACAACAGGUGUAGACUAACAGUGAAAUGCUUACUUACGGGUCUUUUUCUAACAAUGCAGAGUUACAGAUAAAACUAUAAAUAAAUACACAGUGAAUAAUGAAUAACAAUAACAAGUAAAAAAUAACAUGGCUAUAUACAGGGAGUACCAGUACCGAGUCAAUGUGCAGGGGUACGAGGUAAUUGAGGUAGCUAUGUACAUAUAGGUAGGGGUAAAGUGACUAGGCAGGAUAGAUAAUAGACAGUAGUAGCAGCGUAUGUGAUGAGUGUGAAAGUGUGUGUGAAUGUGUGUGUGGCGUCAGUAUGCACAUGUUAUGUGUGUGUGGGCGUAUGUGGUGUGUGUGUGUGUGUGUUGGGGUGUGUGUGUGUGUGUUGGGGUGUCAGUGUAAGUACAGUUGAAGUCGGAAGUUUACAUACACCUUAGCCAAAUACAUUUAAACUCAGUUUUUCACAAUUCCUGACAUUUAAUCCUAGUAAAAAUUCCAUGUCUUAAGUCAGUUAGGAUCACCACUUUAUUUUAAGAAUGUGAAAUGUCAUAAUAAUAGUAGAAAGAAUGAUUUAUUUCAGCUUUUAUUUAUUUCAUCACAUUCCCAGUGGGUCAGAAGUUUACAUACAAUCAAUUAGUAUUAGGUAGCAUUGCCUUUAAAUUGUUUAACUUGGGUCAAACGUGUCGGUAGCCUUCCACAAGCUUCCCACAAUAAGUUGGGUGAAUUUUGGCCCAUUCCUUCUGACAGAGCUGGUGUAACUGAGUCAGGUUUGUAGGCCUCCUUGCUCGCACACGCUUUUUCAGUUCUGCCCACAAAUUUUCUAUAGGGUUGAGGUCAGGACUUUGUGAUGGCCACUCCAAUAUCUUGACUUUAUUGUCCUUAAGCCAUUUUGCCACAACUUUGGAAGUAUGCUUGGGGUCAUUUGUCCAUUUGGAAGACCCAUUUGCGACCAAGCUUUUAACUUCCUGACUGAUGUCUUGAGAUGUUGCUUCAAUAUAUCCACAUCAUUUUCCUUCCUCAUGAUGCCAUCUAUUUUGUGAAGUGCACCAGUCCCUCCUGCAGCAAAGCAUCCCCACAGCAUGAUGCCAAACAGUCAUUAUGGCCAAACAGUUCAUUAUGGCCAAACAGUUCUAUUUUUGUUUCAUCAGACCAGAGGACAUUUCUCUAAAAAGUACGAUCUUUGUCCCCAUGUGCAGUUGCAAACCGUAGUCUGGCUUUUUUAUGGCGGUUUUGGAGCAGUGGCUUCUUCCUUGCUGAGCGGCCUUUCAGGUUAUGUCGAUAUAGGACUUGUUUUACUGUGGAUAUAGAUACUUUUGUACCUGUUUCCUCCAGCAUCUUCACAAGGUCCUUUGCUGUUGUUCUGGAAUUGAUUUUCACUUUUCGCACCAAGGUACGUUCAUCUCUAGGAGACAGAACGCGUCUCCUUCCUGAGCGGUAUGACGGCUGCGUGGUCCCAUGGUGUUUAUACUUGCGUACUAUUGUUUGUACAGAUGAACGUGGUACCUUCAGGCGUUUUGAAAUUGCUCCCAAGGAUGAACCAGACUUGUGGAGGUCUACAAUUUUUGUUCUGAGGUCUUGGCUGAUAUCUUUUGACUUUCCCAUGAUGUCAAGCAAAGAGCAAAGUGGAAUUUUCCAAUCUGUUUAAAGGCACAGUCAACUUAGUGUAUGUAAACUUCUGAUCCACUGGAAUUGUGAUACAGUGAAUUAUAAGUGAAAUAAUCUGUCUGUAAGCAAUAGUUGGAAAAAUUACUUGUGUCAUGCACAAAGUAGCUGUCCUAACCGACUUGCCAAAACUAUAGUUUGUUAACAAGAAAUUUGUGGAGUGGUUGAAAAACGAGUUUUAAUGACUCCAACCUAAGUGUAUGUAAACUUCUGACUUCAACUGUAUGUGUCAGUGUGUGGGUAGAGUCCAGUGUGUGUGUGCAUAGAGUCAGUGGAAGAGAGUUAAUGCAAAAAAGGGUAAAUGCAGGUAGUCCGGGUAGCCAUUUGAUUAGCUAUUUAAUAGUCUUGUUUAGCAGUCUUAUGGCUUGGGGGUAGAAGCUGUUCAGGGUCCUAUUGGUUCAAGACUUGGUGCACUGCUACCGCUUGCCGUGCGGUAGCAGAGAGAAUAGUCUAUGGCUCGGGUGGCUGGGGUUUUAAAAAAAAAUUGGGAUUUCAUCUGACACUGCUUGGUAUCAGAGUAUGUGAGCGGAGUUGAGCGGUCGGAAAUCCCGUUCACCGCUCCGGCGCUCCACGUCAUUUCCAACCGCUCCACUAAAAAACGCUCCUCACUCACAGAAAAAAAAACUGCCGAUCCAAAUUCGCUCCAUUCAUUAAAAUCACAAUUUAACCAACACCCAUGUAUUUUUGUGACUACCUGGACCUACCAUUUGGGUUUGAACUAUUGAAACCAAACCAUAUGAUUAGAAUGAAAAGUAGAUUAAUAAACAACUGUGAUGAGUCCUGAGGAUACGAAGAGGCAGGACACAGACGCAGGAAUCAACAAUGUAAAGGUUUCCUUAACACUGAGCAAGAGAACAACAAAGAGCGAGUACACAAACAAUCACACACAACACAACACUGAACAGUCCAGGGCUAUAUAGGGGUGGUGAUGAGAUGAUGAGGUGCAGGUGCGCUGGAGGUGAUUAGGGUGCGUUGGGUUUCCAUUCCGGUGUUGCCGAGGUGGUGCGCUCAGACCGGUGGCUCAGUAGACCGGCGAAUCAGAGCGCAGGGGGGGAGCUACGGGAGGAGACGUGACAACAACAUGAAAAGGUGACUGUAAGAAGCGCUCAUCAUUUCAAAUAGGCUACAUGUAGUAUUAAACAGCAUAUAAACACUCUGAAUAGGUCAGGAGCCAGACAAGAAGUAACGGAAAUUAAUUAUUUAGGCUAUAUUAUUUCAAGGCUAUAGCCUACAAAUAAAUAAAUUGUAAAGCAUUUGCGAGUGCGACACACUAGGAUGGACAUUAAGUGCUCAGCAUUUAAACAACAUGUAAUUGAAUCAUUAUAGUCUAUACAUUGCGCAUAUAGGCUGUGACUUAGAAAUAAAUACAAAUUAAACAAAAAAAUGCCUUAUUAGGCUCAGUGCCUUUUGAAUUCAUUUUAAAAAACAUGAAUUUGGCCAGAGUCUGUAGCUUCAGGCUCAUGCGAUGGUGCAUGGAGAGCAGGCCAGCAGCGGAGAAUACCCUCUCCGUGCUUGCAGAGCGACUGAACACCCUUCGGGCCACUCUUGCAAGGCUGGGCAGGGAUGCAGAGUUGUUUUAGUUUUGUUCUAUAGGUAGCCCUAAAGGUUUUUAGGCAAAAUAACCUUAUCAAAACGGAAAGCUCCUUGAAAGAGGUAAUAUUUCUGGCCUAUUGGGCCAAAAUCAAUGAUAGCCUAUUGUAUAGAUAAUAGAACGAAAAUGAUUUUCUGUUUAUAAGUACUUUGCUACAAUGACACACUUACUUAGCUACCCACCUCAUUACUUUCUGUUAGCAUGUGCACAUAGUAAGUACACCAUCAUGCUUUCAGGAUACGUGUCUUUUCAGAUUCCACAAUGAUUCUUUACCACACUCCCUCUCUUGCUCUUGGUCCCCCUUAUCUUCAUAAGUCAUCUUGAUUUUGCACCUGUGUGUUUUAUCAGUUUCUCUAUAAAAAAUAUUUAGCAAACUCCAUGACAGUAGCUAAAGCAAGGGGCUAUAGCAGCACAAAAGUAGACUACCAAUGCAUGCUGGGCCGGGCAUGCCCUGAGCUCAUGAAGUGAGAACUACUUGGAGCGCUACUGGAGCGGGCGAGAAGGCCGAUGCUCCAGCCUUUGGGAAACUCGCACUACGCUCCAGUCAAAUUGGGCACGCUCCACUCCAGCUCCGCUCCGCUCACAUACUCUGCUUGGUAUAGAGGUCCUGGAUGGCAGGGAGCUCGGCCCCAGGGAUGUACUGGGCCGUACUCACCAACCUCUGUAGGGCUUUGCUGUCGGGUGCCUUGCAGUUGCCAUACCAAGCGGUGAUGCACCCAGUUAAGAUGCUCUCAAUGCUGCAGCUGUAUAAUGCUUUGGGGAUCUGAUAGCCCAUGCCAAAUCUUUUCAGCCUCCUGAGGGGGAAGAGGUGAUGCCGUGCCCUCUUCACAACUGUGUGGGUGUGUGUGGACCAUGUCAAUUCCAUAGUGAUGUGGACACUGAGGAACUUGAAGCUCUCGACCUGCUCCACUACAGCCACAUUGACGUGGAAGGGGGCGAGCUCGCCCCUCCAUUUCCUGUAGUCCACGAUCAGCUCCUUUGUCUUGCUGAUGUUAAGGGAGUUUCCAGGUAUCUGACCUCCUCCCUAAACUCGUAGAAAAAAAGAUGCUAUCUAGAACGAAAAAGGGUUAUUUGGCUGUCCCCAUGGGAGAACCCUUUGAAGAACCCCUUUUAGUUUCAGAUAGAACCAUGUUGCUUCCAGGUAGAACCAUUUUGGGUUCUACAUGGAACCCAAAAUAGUUUUACCUGGAACGGAAAAGGGUUAUCCUAUGGGGACAGCCACAGAAAACUUUCUAAGAGUGUUUAGGCUGCCUCAUUGUCGUCGGUGAUCAGUCCUACCACCGUUGCCAGCAAACUUGAUGAUGGUGUUGGAGUCAUGUGCGGCCACACAGUCGUGGGUGAACAGGGGACUAAGCACACACCCUUGAGGGGCCCCCGUGUUGACAGUAAGUGUGGCGGAUGUGUGGUUGCCUACUCUCAACGCCUGGGGGCGGCCCAUCAGGAUGUCCAGGAUCCAGUUACAGAGGGAGGUGUUCAGUCCCAGGGUCCUUAGCUUGGUGAUGAGCUUGGAGGGGACUACGGUGUUGAAUGCUGUGCUGUAGUCAAUGAACAGCAUUGUGGACACCUGCUCGUCGAACAUCUCAUUCCAAAAUCAUGGGCAUUGGUAUGGAGUUGGUCCCCCCUUUUCUUCUAUAACAGCAUCCACUCUUCUGGGAAGGCUUUCCACUAGAUGUUGGAAGAUUGCUGCGGGGACUUGCUUCUGUUCAGCCACAAGAGCAUUAGUGAGGUCGGGCACUGAUGUUGGGCGAUUAGGCCUGGCUCGCAGUCAGUGUUUCAAUUCAUCCCAAAGGUGUUCGAUGGGGUUGAGGUCAGGGCUCUGUGCAGUCCAGUCAGGUUGUUCCACACCGAUCUCGACAAAUCAUUUCUGUAUGAACCUCGCUUUGAGCACGGGGGCAUUGUCAUGCUGAAACAGGAAAGGGCCUUCCCCAAACUGUUGCCACGAAGUUGAAAGCACAGAAUCGUCUAGAAUGUCAUUGUAUGCUGUAGCGUUAAGAUUUCCCUUUACUGGAGCUAAGGGGCCUAGCCCAAACCAUGAAAAACAGCCCCAGACCAUUAUUCCUCCUCCACCAAACUUUACAGUUGGCACUAUGCAUUCGGGCAGGUAGCGUUCUCCUGGCGUCCACCAAACCCAGAUUCGUCUGUCAGACUACCAGAUGGUGAAGCGUGACUCAUCACUCCAGAGAAUGCGUUUCCACUGCUCCAGUCGCGCUUGGCAUUGUGCAUGGUGUUCUUAGGCUUGUGUACGGCUGCUCGGCCAUGGAAACGCAUUUAAUGAAGCUUCUGACGAACUGUUCUUGUGCUGAUGUUGCUUCCAGAGGCAGUUUGGAACUCGGUAGUGUGUGUUGCAACCAAGGACAGACGAUUUUUACGCACUUCAGCACUCAGCGCUCCGUUUCUGUGAGCUUGUGUGGCCUACCGAUACGCGGCUGAGCUGUUGUUGCUCCUAGACGUUUCCACUUCAUAAUAAUAGCACUUACAGUUGACCGGGGCAGCUCUAGCAGGGCAGGAAUUUGACGAACUGACUUGUUGGAAAGGUGGCAUCCUAUGACGGUGCCACGUUGAAAGUCACUGAGCUCUUCAGUAAGGCCAUUCUACUGCCAAUGUUUGUCUAUGGAGAUUGCAAAUAUAGUGUAUAUUUUGAAGGCCAUUCUUGUGUUUCGAAAGGAGGGAAUCAAUAGAACAAAGUUUAUCUUUAUUUCACGCUCUUUCUUUCUGUCUUUCAUUCUCUCACUUUCCCUUUAUUCUCUUUCGAUUUCUCUCUCUUUCUCUCUCUCCUUCUCACUCUAUCACUCUUUUUCUAUAUCACUCUCUCUCUCUUUCUAUCCCCCACCCCCACCCCUUCUCUCUCUUUCUCUCUCAGGUUCCAGUUAAUGCUAAAUGGCUCUCUGGUGAUAACUGACGUCACCACGGACGACACGGGCAAAUACACCUGCAUUGCCGGAAACAGCUGCAGCAUCAGUGACCGUGUGGCACAGCUCUACGUAGUGGGUGAGUCUCUCUCUCUCUCUCUCUCGCUCUCUCUCUCUCUCUCUCUCUCUCUCUCUCUCUCAUACAGAUGCACACACAUAUACACACACGGCUGAAACAGGAUGCCACCGUCACCAUAUUACUGUGUGUGUGUGUGUGUAUGUUUGUGUGCGUGAGUAGCAAUCACGAGGACUGGAUGGGGACUGUAAUUAACCACUCAGUCAUCUGACCAUUCUAAUAACCUGUGAUGCCAGGGUCAUCAGUGAGGUGACAAGGACAGACCUUAGAUUGAAUCAACCCUCUUUCACACACACCGUGGCUCCUUGUGCUUGGCUUGUAAUUUGAAAUAGGAUGAUCAGGGUUUCGUAUUAUUCAAACCUCUCCCUGUGAGGAGUUAAGGGAGGCAGACGGUUUAGUUAGCAGAAGUAGUUAAUUGUAGGACAGAGGAAUUCAUUCAGCGUUUUCAAAUCAAAAUCAAAUCAAAUGUUAUUUGUCACAUGCGCCGAAUACAACCGGUGUAGACCUUACAGUGAAAUGCUUACUUACAAGCCCUUAACCAACAAUGCAGUUUUAAGAAAGAAUACCCCCCCCCAAAAAGUAACAAAUAAUUAAAGAGCAGCAGUAACAUAACAAUAGUACAAUAAUAAUAGUGAGGCUAUAUACAGGGGGUACCGGCACAGAGUCAAUGUGCGGGGGCACCGGUUAGUCGAGGUAAUUGAGGUAAUAUGUACAUGUACAGUGCCUUGCAAAAGUAUUCAUCCCCCUUGGCGUUUUUCCUAUUUUGUUGCAUUACAACCUGUCAUUUAAAUGGAUUUUUGUUUGGAUUUCAUGUAAUGGACAUACACAAAAUAGCCCAAAUUGGUGAAGUGAAAUGAAAAAAAUAACUUGUUUCAAAAAAUUAGACUAAAUAAAUAACGGAAAGGUGGUGCGUGCAUAUGAAUUCACCCCCUUUGCUAUGAAGCCCCUAAAUAAGAUCUGGUGCAACCAAUUACCUUCACAUAAUGAGUUAGAUUGCACACAGGUGGACUUUAUUUAAGUGUCACAUGAUCUAUCGAUCUCAGUAUAUAUAUACACCUGUUCUGAAAGGCCCCAGAGUCUGCAACACCACUAAGCAAGGGGCAUCACCAAGCGGCACCAUGAAGACCAAGGAGCUCUGCAAACAGGUCAGGGACAAAGUUGUGGAGAAGUACAGAUCAGGGUUGGGUUAUAAAAAAAUAUCAGAAACUUUGAACAUCCCACGGAGCACCAUUUAAAUCCAUUAUUAAAAAAUGGAAAGAAUAUGUCACCACAACAAACCUGCCAAGAGAGGGCAACCCACCAAAACUCACGGACCAGGCAAGGAGGGCAUUAAUCAGAGAGGCAACAAAGAGACCAAAGAUAACCCUGAAGGAGGUUCAAGUGUUCUGUUUUUUUUGUCUUAUUUCUUGUUUGUUUCACAAAAAAAAAUAUUUUGCAUCUUCAAAGUGGUAGGUAAAUCAAAUGAUACAAACCCCCCAAAAAUCAAUUUUAAUUCCAGGUUGUAAGGCUACAAAAUAGGAAAAAUGCCAAGGGGUGUGAAUACUUUCGCAAGCCACUGUAGGAAGAGUUAUUAAGGGGGGGGGGGGGGGGAUGCUCUUGAUGGUGCAGCUUUAGAACCUUUUGAGGAUCUGAGGACCCAUGCCAAAUCUUUUCAGUCUCCUGAGGGGGAAUAGGUUUUGUCGUGCCGUCUUCACGACUGUCUUGGUGUGCUUGGACAAUGUUAGUUUGUUGGUGAUGUGGAUACCAAGGAACUUGAAGCUCUCAACCUGUUCCACUACAGCCCCGUCGAUGAGAAUGGGGGCGUGCUCGGUCCUCUUCUUUUUCCUAUAGUCCACAAUCACCUCCUUUGUCUUGAUCACGUUGAGGGAGAGGUUGUUGUCCUGGCACCACACGGCCAGGUCUCUGACCUCCUCCCUAUAGGCUGUCUCGUCGUUGUCGGUGAUCAGGCCUACCACUGUUGUGUCAUCGGCAAACUUAAUGAUGGUGUUGGAGUCAUGCCUGGCCAUACAGUUAUGAAUGAACAGGGAGUAAAGGAGGGGACUGAGCACGCACCCCUGAGGGGCGGAUGUGUUGUUACCUACGCUUACCACCGGGGGGCGGCCCGUCAGGAAGUCCAGGAUUCAGUUUCAGAGGGAGGUGUUUAGUCCCAGGGUCCUUAGCUUGGUGAUGAGCUUUGAGGGCACUAUGGUGUUGAACGCUGAGCUGUAGUCAAUGAAUAGCAUUCUCACAUAGGUGUUUGUUUUGUCCAGGUGUGAAAGGGCAGUGUGGAGUGCAGUAGAGAUUGCAUAAUCUGUGGCUCUGUUGGAGCGGUAUGCAAAUUGGAGUGGGUCUAGGGUUUCUGGGAUAAUGGUGUUGAUGUGAGCCAUGACCAGCCUUUCAAAGCAUUUCAUGGCUACAGACGUGAGUGUUACGGGUCAGUAGUCAUUUAGGCAGGUUACCUUAGUGUUCUUGGGCACAGGGACUAUGGUGGUCUGCUUGAAACAUGUUGGUAUUACAGACUCAGACAGGGAGAGGUUGAAAAUGUCAGUGAAGACACUUGCCAGUUGGUCAGCUCAUGCUCGGAGUACACGUCCUGGUAAUCCAUCUGGCCCUGCGGCCUUGUGAAUGUUGACCUGUUUAAAGGUCUUACUCACAUCAGCUACGGAGAGCGUGAUCACACAGUCGUCCGGAACAGCUGAUGCUCUCAUGCAUGUUUCAGUGUUACUUGCCUAGAAGCGAGCAUAGAAGUAAUUUAACUCGUCUGGUAGGCUCGUGUCACUGGGCAGCUUGUGGCUGUGCUUCCCUUUGUAGUCUGUAAUAGUUUGCAAGCCCUGCCACAUCCGAUGAUCAUCGGAGCCGGUGUAGUACGAUUCGAUCUUAGUCCUGUAUUGACGCAUUGCCUGUUUGAUGGUUCGUCAGAGGGCAGAGCGGGAUUUCUUAUAAGCUUCCGGGUUAAUGUCCCACUCCUUGAAAGUGGCAGCUCUACCCUUUAGCUCAGUGCGGAUGUUGCCUGUAAUCCAUGGCUUCUGGUUAGGUAUGUACGUACAGUCACUGUGGGGAGGACGUCAUCGAUGCACUUAUUGAUGAAGCCAGUGACUGAUGUGGUGUACUCCUCAAUGCCAUCGGAAGAAUCCCGGAACAUAUUCCAGUCUGUGCUAGCAAAACAGUCCUGUAGCUUAGCAUCUGCUUCAUCUGACCACUUUUCUAUUGACCGAGUCACUGGUGCUUUCUGCUUUAGUGUUUGCUUGUAAGCAGGAAUCAGGAGGAUAUAAUUAUGGUCAGAUUUGCCAAAUGGAGGGCGAGGGAGAGCUUUGUACGCGUCUCUGUGUGUGGAGUAAAGGUGGUCUAGAGUUCUUUCCCUCUGGUUGCACAUUUAACAUGCUGGUAGAAAUUAGGUAAAACUGAUUUAAGUUUCCCUGCAUUAAGUCCCCGGCCACUAGGAACGCCGCCUCUGGAUUAGUGUUUUCCUGUUUGCUUACGGCCGAAUACAGCUCAUUGAGUGCGGUCUUAGUGCCAGCAUCGGUUUGUGGUGGUAAAUAGACAGCUACGAAGAAUAUAGAUGAAAACUCUCUUGGUAGAUAGUGUGGUCUACAGCUUAUCAUGAGAUACUCUACCUCAGGCGAGCAAAACCUUGAGACUUCCUUAGAUAUCGUGCACCAGCUGUUGUUUACAAAUAUACAUAAGCCACCACCCCUUGUCUUACCAGAGGCUGCUGUUCUAUCCUGCAGAUACAGUGUAUAAUCCACCAGCUGUAUGUUAUUCAUGCCUUUGUUCAGCCACGAUUGGUGAAACAUAAGAUAUUACAGUUUUUAAUGUCCCGUUGGUAGGAUAUACGUGCUUUUAGUUCGUCCACUUUAUUUUCCAGUGAUUGUACAUUGGCCAAUAGUACCGAUGGCAAAGGCAGAUUAGCCACUCCUCGCCGGCUCCUUAUCAGGCACCCCGAUCUCCUUCCGCGAUAUCUCCAUCUCUUUCUCCUGCAAAUGACGGGUAUGAGGGCCCUAUCGGGUGUCUGGAGCAAAUCCCUCUCGUCCGACUCAUUAAUGAUUAUUUGUCCAGUUCAAGGUGAGUAAUCGCUGUUCUGAUGUCCAGAAGCUAUUUUCGGUCAUAAGAGACAGUAGCAGCAACAUUAUGUACAAAAUAAGUUACAAAAUAAGUUACAAUCAAUGCGAAAAAACUCACAAAAUAGCACGGUUGGUUAAGAGUCAAUAAAACGGCAGCCAUCCCCUCCGGCACCAUUACUAUGACUCAAGUUUGUAAGGCUCUGGUUAGAAAUGGAUGAUGUGAGUGUGAAAUCUUUGGAUGUUUUUUUCUGGGCCAGUUUGCCCAACAAAGACAUUAAAGAAAAGAAUGUUCGGAACUGACAGGUUGAAAAUUGCAGAUUUGGGCACUGUUAAGCACCUAAAUUGGAAUGCAGUGGCUGUACAGUAACAUGCUAUACAUAACGUCAGAGCUCAGGCUCUGCGCUUUACAGCGCUGUAGGGGUUUUGAUUGACAGCCGUUCUGAACUUGAGCACCGCAAGCGACAAGAAGUUGCCUCCAUCCCUCCCACAAACUGGGCAACUUUUAAAUAUUUUUUUUUGUCUGAAUGAGGGAAAUGCUGUAAAUUAUUAUAAUUGUUAUUAAUUCGCCUCAGAAUGCACCCAUCACUUCUUUCAAUGCACACUAAAAUUACGAUCUGUUUCUCUGAAUUGCCUUGUGAAAGCCUAACACUGUAAGAUCGUAUUUUAUAACUUAGCUGGUCUUGUUGGCAAUAGAACAAGCUUUCAAAUGAUGCCCACCUGACCCAGAAUGCGAUUUAUAAUGAUCCAUUUUUGGAUUGCGUAAACAACAACAGUAAUUGUGUGAUGGUGGGGACGCAGGGUUGUGUUCCAAACAAAACAACUACAAGUGUGUUUGCUCUAGUUCCUCAACGGCACAGCUAGGAGAGCUAAAGAAAAGUUCCUUAUAGUUGAAGACUCUUCUUUGAGUUAUAAAAGUGCAUUGAAAUUACUUAGGAACUGUGCACACUCUGGAGAGGUGUGUGGCCACUUGGAGACACCAGUUAGUCCUCUCACUUAACAUGUUGUCUUAUGUUACACCUACCCCACAUUUCCCAGGAAUAUUCUUAUCAUGUUACUGAAUGUAUCCACAUUAUUUUCAGAUUUAGUUAUCAACAAAUACGGCAAAAAGUACAGUAAAUGUAAAAUGCUCAUAAAAUCAACAGUGUAAUGUUUGGAUUCAGUCUUGUGUCAGGUGAACUGUUGUGUCCUUAAAUGUGGUCUAAUACAUUUCCCAGAAUCUCCAAACUGUUCCCUUUCAGUUGCUACAAUGCUUAUGCAUUUCAUAUUUCUUCUGUAAGAAACAUUUUAAUUGAACCCUGUUCAAAUAGGCCAAUUCCCACAAGUGCAAAGAGUUAACGAACCACAUGAUGUGUAUUCAAUAUUACUUGGAUGGACACACAACACUAUUUUCUCAAGCAGUGGGUGCCAGAUUGAAGAACAUAUCAAGCUGAGAUAUGUCCACCCAUGUCCCAUACCAUCUGUUGUGUAUAUGACGUCUCAAUCCCAAAUUAACUAUCCCUUUAAAUUGAACUACCACAACUCACUCCUCUGUUACAGUAAACCAGGCUGUUAUUGUUAAAGGGAAAUAUAUUCUCAAUAACCUACAUGGAUAAAUAAAAGUACCAUCUGAUGAACUAUCACUUCAACUUGAACUAACACAGCUCAUUCUGUUUAACAAAGAGAAUGUGCUCUCAUCAACCUACCUGGAUAAAGAAAAUAAAUAACCAUAAUGUCCUUUCUCCUCUGUCUUUGGCAGAGAAACCGGUGCAGACAUUGGUGGACCAUGAGGAGAAGGCACCCUAUAAGAUGAUCCAGACUAUAGGUCUGUCUGUGGGGGCGGCAGUGGCCUACAUCAUCGUGGUGCUGGGCCUCAUGUUCUACUGCAAGAAGAGACGCAACGCCAAGAGACUGCAGAAGGGCCAGGAGGGAGAGGAGCCUGAGAUGGAGUGUCUUAACAGUGAGUUGGGGGGUUAGGGGUGUGUGUGGGGGGGGUGGUUUGGUGGGUGCGUGGGUGGGUGGGUUUCGCAAGUGGCUAGUUUGCAUCAACUACCUUAACUAAAACCACUGCAAAGGUUUUGCUUGCAAACUUUAGUUUCGAAUCGUGACGUUCUGGCAUGAUUUGUUGCGAUAGUCCCCAAUUUCUUUCCCUUCCCUUAUCAACGUAGGCAGUGACAUAGUUCCUCUAUGCCAAAAGAGUCCAUCAUUAAACCAGACCCUAUUCACUGUGUUGCCUAGGGUCUGGUUUUCGAGACUAAGUGUCAAUUGCAGGUGGGUUUCUGAGUAAAUUCACUGUUUACUAUAAUCUUGUGUAGGCUACGUGUCUGGCAAGUAAUUGUGUCUUUGUGAGUCACAGAAGAAACAUUUAUUUAUGAGUCUGUGUGUCUGAAUGCUCUUACCUACUCCAUGCUCUGCCCGUACAUGUUGAACAUUUUGUGUUCACUCAUAUCCAGUUGACUUGCUACCACCUUGUGGCUGCCAAGAGCAUUGCAAGGAAAGUGCAAUAGUCACCAUCUUCAAAUACCUGGGUGUUGAGUGUUACCUUGUCUUAUGUAAGAUUAAAUAAGCAAAACUGGGGUGCUCUCCUUACAAACUAAAUACUUAUCUUUUUGAAGUUAAUCCACAUAUAAUGGCUCCACUUGUUCCCUUUCAUCUGUACAACUGGCCCUGAAGUGCUCAGCGCUCAAAGUAUGGGGUUAUAGGCCUAUGGGGUUAUAGGCCUACACACUCAAAUAACUUUUCUUUCUGAUUUCAAAAUAUUUGCAUUAUUAUAAAAUGGUUAUGAAAUAUUUCUAAUCAUCAAACUGGAGUAUGUUUGAAUUGUGUUGGGCAAUAUCUGCCCAUAUUACUGUCUCCACAUUUCCUGGUGGAUUUCACAUCACAUGACACAUUCGGUGUGUUUCAGGGGAUUAUUUUGACCAAGGCGAGGUGCAGAAUCGCUUAUCUUGACCACAUAAUGAGUAGUUAUUUGGGAUGCAAGGUGAUUUGUACAUCAGUGAUUCUGUGCAGUCAAUCUCAAACAUGCACAUUGUGUAAUGUGGUUGCUGUCCACCAGGAGGGGCUGUACAGCAGAAUGGCCACACCACAGCUGAAAUCCAGGAAGAGGUGGCCUUGACCAGCGUGGGCACCACAGCAGCAGCAGAGAAACGCCAUAGCAGUGCCAACGAAAAGCUUCAUUUCCCCCGGGCAGACCUACACACCAUCACUACACUGGGUAAGAUGGUCACACCGGUUUGAGGAGUGAGUCUAAUUGAGAACGUGCCGUACAGCUGUGCACUGUACAGCAAUAGCUGGAGUAAACGCUUGGAACACAUUUUCAUUCACUUACUUAAUUUCACCUCUAUUUACCAGGUUUGUCUUAAAUCCUAACCCUGGAAGAGAAUGUUGGCAUAUCUAAUCUCUGACCUGUGUGUGUGUGUGCCUGCGUGCGUGCGUGCCUACCUGUCUGUCCGUCUGUCUUCCUGCCUGCGCCUGCCUGGGUGUAGGGAAGGGGGAGUUUGGCGAGGUGCUGCUGGCCAAGGCGAAGGGCAUCGAGGAGGGCGAGGAGGAGACGGUGGUGCUGGUGAAGAGCCUACAGAGCAGAGACGAGCAGCUACAGCUGGAUUUCCGCCGUGAGGCCGACAUGUUCUCCAAGCUGAGCCACGGCAACGUGGUGCGACUGCUGGGACUGUGUAGGGAGGCCGAGCCCCACUAUAUGAUCCUGGAGUAUUACGACCUGGUAAACACACACAUACAUGUGCGCACAAAGACGCACACACACAUAGAUGCACACAUGAGCGAGCGCACACACAUACAUACAAGCGAAUUAACACACACACACUACAUGAUAGAUGCUGAACAAUUACAUACCCAUAUAGCAUAGUGUAACAUACUCUUAUCCAUGCUUUAUAUUCAUAUAGACUAUAGCAAUUGUCUAUGCAAGGUUUAUGAAGUUAUGCAGUUUAAAUUUGAGUACUCUAAUAGAUCACGCAACUAACCUUGGUACAUGCCUCCAUGUGUGUUCUUUUUAUCGUUAUACUUCCUACAUUUACAAAGUGAACAUGUUUUUGACCUUUGAUUCUUUAUUUAUAUCUCUUUCUGUUUCCUUGGAAAUAGGGAGAUCUGAAACAGUUCUUGAGAAUCUCCAAAAGCAAAGAUGAGAAAAGCAACUCCCAACCUAUCGCCACCAAGACCAAAGUAAGUAGCGUUCACUACAUGUUGGAUGUAAUUUGCUUAUUUCAUUUGAAAAACAAGCACACGACACAUGCCAUUAUGCCCCCUUUAAUGGAAACGUUAUGAUCCUGCUAGAUGGCACACAGGUGUCUGCAUUUUGAUGCAAACUAGUCCUUUUUUCAAAAUAUUUUUGACAACUUUAUAAAACCCUACUAUGUUAAACCUGCUUGAUUCAUGCUAUCCCGUGUUAAGCAGCUUUGUAUUACAGUUGAAGUCGGAAGUUUACAUACACUUAGGUUGGAGUCAUUAAAACUCGUUUUUCAACCGCGCCACACAUUUCUUGUUAACAAACUAUAGUUUUGGCAACUCGGUUAGGACAUCUACUUUGUGCAUGACACAAGUAAUUUUUCCAACAAUUGUUUACAGACAGAUUAUUUAACUUAUAAUUAACUGUAUUGCAAUUCCAGUGGGUCAGAAGUUUACAUACACUAAGUUGACUGUGCCUUUAAACAGCUUGGAAAAUUCCAGAAAAGUCUUGGCUUUAGAAGCUUCUGAUAGGCUAAUUGAAAUCAUUUGAGUCAAUUGGAGGUGUACCUGAGGAUGUAUUUAAAGGCCUACCUACAACCUCAGUGCCUCUUUGCUUGACAUCAUGGGAAAAUCAGCCAAGACCUCAGAAAAUAUUUUGUAGACCUCCACAAGUCUGGUUCAUCAUUGGGAGCAAUUUCCAAACACCUGAAGGUACCACGUUCAUCUGUACAAACAAUAGUACGCAAGUAUAAACACCAUGGGACCACGCAGCCGUCAUACCGCUCAGGAAGGAGACGCGUUCUGUCUCCUAGAGAUGAAUGUACUUUGGUGCGAAAAGUGCAAAUCAAUCCCAGAACAACAGCAAAGGACCUUGUGAAGAUGCUGGAGGAAACAGGUACAAAAGUAUCUAUAUCCACAGUAAAACAAGUCCUAUAUCGACAUAACCUGAAAGGCCGCUCAGCAAGGAAGAAGCCACUGCUCCAAAACCGCCAUAAAAUGCCAGACAUUGGGACAAAGAUCGUACUUUUUGGAGAAAUGUCCUCUGGUCUGAUGAAACAAAAAUAGAACUGUUUGGCCAUAAUGACCAUCGUUAUGUUUGGAGGAAAAAGGGGGAUGCUUGCAAGCCGAAGAACACCAUCCCAACCGUGAAGCACGGGGGUGGGAGCAUCAUGCUGUGGGGGUGCUUUGCUGCAGAAGGGACUGGUGCACUUAACAAAAUAGAUGGCAUCAUGAGGAAGGAAAAUUAUGUGGAUAUAUUGAAGCAAGACAGGAAGUUAAAGGUUGGUCGCAAAUGGGUCUUCCAAAUAGACAAUGACCCCAAGCAUACAUCCAAAGUUGUGGCAAAAUGGCUUAAGGACAACAAAGUCAAGGUAUUGGAGUUGCCAUCACAAAGCCCUGACCUCAAUCCUAUUGAAAAGUUGUGGGCAGAACUGAAAAGGCGUGUGCGAGCAAGGAGGCCUACAAACUUGACUCAGUUACACCAGCUCUGUCAGGAGGAAUGGGACAAAAUUCACCCAACUUAUUGUGGGAAGCUUGUGGAAGGCUACCCGACACGUUUGACCCAAGUUAAACAAUUUAAAGGCUAUGCUACCAAAUACUAUGCUACCAAACUUCUGACCUACUGGGAUUGUGAUGAAAGAAAUAAAAGCUGAAAUAAAUCAUUCUCUCUACUAUUAUUCUGACAUUUCACAUUCUUAAAAUGAAGUGGUGAUCCUAACUGACCUAAGACAGGGAAUUUUUACUAGGAUUAAAUGUCAGGAAUUGUGAAGAACUGAGUUUAAAUGUAUUUGGCUAAGGUGUAUGUAAACUUCCGACUUCAACUGUAUAUGCUAAUGCCCUCUCUCUCUCUCUCUCUCCCUCAUCAUCUACCCAGAUAUCCAUCUGUGCCCAGGUGGCUCAUGGGAUGGAGCACAUGUCCAAUCACCGCUUCGUCCACAAGGACCUGGCCGCCCGUAACUGCCUGAUCAGUGGCCAACGCAGCGUCAAAAUCUCAGCUCCCAGCCUCAGCAAGGAUGUUUACAACAGGUAAGAGAUGGGGCCUGCCAUGUGUAGUUACGGUCUAUCAUGUGAGAAGAAAGUAUAGCAAAAGUGUACUAGGAUGAUCUAUGCAGCCAUUGUUAAGUGUAAAGUCAAGACAAAAAUAGUAACACGUUAUCAUGCACAUAAUUAAGCUAUAUUGACAUUUGUCUGUCUCUCUCUCUCUGUCUGUCUGUCUGUCUGCAGUGAGUACUACCACUACCGGCAGGUGUGGAUCCCCCUGCGUUGGCUCCCGGCUGAGUCUGUGUUUGAGGAUGACUUCUCCACCAAGUCAGAUGUCUGGGCCUUCGGGGUGCUCAUGUGGGAGGUGUUCAGUCACGGGGAACUGCCAUACACCAAACUCAGUGAUGACGAGGUGCUGGAAGGUCAGUAUAAAUCAAUAGAAAUGUAGAACAAUAGAAAUGUACUUGGUGCCCACCAAUCUGUGUGCUCCAAUGGCUGAGCAAUCACUGUUCAGAUAUCAGUCCUGCAAAGAGUACUGGGCCUGUCCGAGUACCCAUACUUGCGUUUUAAAUAGUAGGCUGAUUGGGUAUGAGAAAAUAGAAUGUUUUAUAGUAUGUGAAAAUUUAAAAAAUGUAGUAUGCUUUAAAUGCCAGGAUGUCAUACUCAUUUGGGCUUUUCAUCUAUCAUGAAUUCGCUGCACACUAUUGAGGAAGAGAAUUGUCUUUCCAGACCCACAUGUGUUUGACAACAGCCUAUAAUCAGAUAAGGUGAUGCGCUGUACCAAAAUGGACAAAUGGAGGGAAACAACACAAUUGUGCAUUAGAUGAUGCAUUCUCAGUAUGGACACGCCUAGUAUGUUGAUAGUUUUUUAUUACAUACGUUUUUACUAAACAGUACAUUCUAAAUAGUAUGCAGUUUUAGGUAGUAGCAGGCAAGAUAGAUUUCGGACACGGCCACUCUGUCCUAUUCUUGGAGUAGCUUCAAGCUAUUCUCAAGUGGCUAUUCUCAGUCUCAGAACUGUGAUGAAUCAUGGUUCUGUUAGGGGAACAACUUGUAUUUGGUUGACAUUGUAUUGAGAUACACUGUACUGUAGGUCACCUUGACAAAGAAAGUGGCACAUACAGUAUCAUCAUGUUAUUAUCAAGCUGAGGGCAGGCAAUCUACCCAAUCAUUUUUAUGAAUCCCCUAUCAGAAACAACUUCACACCAUUCUUAUGAUGAUUUCACUCAUUGUUCCAUAAGAAUGGAGUGAAUGAGUCAAAUCACCUUGACCUGUAUGUUCUCUCUCCCAAGUCUAACCUCCCCUGUUUCUCUGCUCCACUCUUCUCUCCCCAGGUCUGCAGGCAGGCAAGAUGAAGCUGCCCGUGCCCGACGGCUGCCCCUCCAAAGUCUACAAGCUCAUGUGCCGCUGCUGGGCCCCCAGUCUCAAAGAGCGUCCCUCCUUCAGCGAGGUUGUCAAUGCCCUGGGGGAUCUGUCCUCUGACAGCAAUGUCUGAGAGGAGGACAACUGAACCCACCCCACCCCAAAGGGUGACAUCUCCCCCCGCACCCCCCAAAAAAUAAACACAGAAAUUCUGGAUUCUGAGUCGCACACAUUUCAGGGACCAGGGAGGGACCAGGAGUUUGGACAAGAAGAAGAAGAGAACACUUUUGUUAUACCAAUGGAUUGGAUACAUACCGUUGUGUAGAUGGUUUCAUGUGUGGAGGACACGAGUGCCAGGAGUUUACGUUUGCCUUAAUCGCAGCAUGGAAGGCAUACCAGCUGACGCUGUCCCUCUUGGCCCAUGUGGUUCCAGUGGGCCCAUGCCUGGCAUGGGUCUCUCAGGGCUGGUUUGUCCCAGAGACGCUCUCCCUCUCUUUUUUGACCCUGCAGCACAGGAACCAUAAAAACUAAAAUGCCUCUCCUUGCCUACCUGAACCUCAAUCUACCAACUCUAAAGUCCCCCCCCAACCAAUCCAGGAGGAGAACCUAAGAUAUUUUUAUCAAUCAGGGGGACCUUUGUGUAUGUGCUGGACUGGACUCACCACCUGAAAGCUGUAUCUAGUGUGUUUCAGACUUGGAAUUUGCAGCCUCUAAUGUGUGCCACUGAUGCUGUUGGCUGAGCUGUUGUUCUGAUAUCUAUUGGAGGCAAGAUCUGAGUAUAAGCACCAAUGGACAAGGUUUCGCAUGAGGUUUUUACUAUAAAGUUUAAACUUGAAAGUCUGUUACUCAUUGUGUCUGGGGAACUCAGUGGAUUGACUUGUCUGUGUGAAUUAUUAACUUUACAGGAACAAAUGUACUAUCAAAUUUAUAGCCAUGGAAUAUCUCGAGUGAGUGAUUUUUUUUUUUUUUUUUUUGUGCACUUUUUAAUCUCUUAUGAGUGUGUUACGAGUAUCAUUUGAACUCUAAGGUGCUCGAUGGUGACCAUCAUUGAUGGGAUUACCAUAUAAUAGACCACAUAUUAGAUGUAUAACCAUGUUAUCACUUUUGCAGUCUGUCAUUAUUAAAUGGCCUGCGAUGCUGUCUUUUCAGAGGUCCAAUCACAAUUCCCCUUUCUUUCUAGCUGGUCCAAUGAUUUUGUGCAAUGUUGUAAUGUGGACCAUCCCACAAGACAAUGUGUACAUAAUGUAGAAACCAUGCACUAACUUCACUUAAAAAUAUCCCUUUUUAUUACUAUUAUAUUGUAAAAGGAUGUACCUACGGGAACCUGUUUAUUUAUUAUGAAGGUCCCGUCUUUUUUACCUUUUUAUUUUUCUUCAUAAAAAGGUACUUUAAUCACUUAAUGCAGUUGCAUAUGUAUUCAGUCUCUUAUGAUACAUCUCAGUAAUGCAGUCAGUUUGGUAAUAUAUUUGUUAUUACCAAGAGCAAAGAUGGAUGAGAGAGAGAGUCACCAAUGCUCUUCAAGGGACUCUGAAGUGCCUGGUAAAUGAAGGAUUAUUAGCUGUUUUUCCACUUUCCUUUUUCACAAUAUCUAAUCAAAAUGCAAUGGCCUUUUUUGUUUUUUAUAUAUUGUUUUUAGUGCGAAACUGUUUUUUGUGUUAUUGAAUGCUAGGCGCUCACACCUAGGCCUCUUUUUUAAUCAGCUUCAGCUAAUGGUCACAGUAACCUCAAUGUAUACAAGCUGCUCUCAAUAAAGGAUCACGUUUUUUUAAACUAA
This is a messenger RNA of Coregonus sp. 'balchen', 41557 nucleotides long. The record is from the annotation of a GenBank genome assembly. Lineage: Eukaryota; Metazoa; Chordata; Actinopteri; Salmoniformes; Salmonidae.